Molecule: messenger RNA, 1128 nt
Organism: Cylindrotheca closterium
Lineage: Eukaryota; Bacillariophyta; Bacillariophyceae; Bacillariales; Bacillariaceae
Source: the annotation of a GenBank genome assembly
AUGAGAUUGGGGAAGAUAUCUAUCCAAAGGAGCCCGAAUCUGCUCCUUGUAAUAUUGUGCGCUUCCAAUGCACUGGCUAGAACAACAAGUAAUCCAGCAUUCUUGCGUCCCAAUGUUCCAUCAUCUUCGUUUGACACUUUUGAGGUGGUGAGCCUAGCAGCAAUUUCCAUGUGUACAAACUCUAUUCCAUUGUGCCUAUUGGUACUUCGAGGUGGCGAACGAUACCAUGAUGGUGGCGAUGAUGAAGAAUACGAUAUUGAUGGGGGGUACAGUGAAGAAGAGGAUGAUGAAUACAAUCAAUUUUCCAAGCGUCGCCAAUCGCCACCGCCUCCUGUAUCGUCUCGAAGACCACCUGGAUCACGUGGCCCACCACCAGCCAACUUAUCCGGCCGUCCACGACGAUCAUCCAAAAAAUCUAUGCCAUGGGCACAACGGAUAGCCUCUCAAUCUCUGCAAAUGGGAAGCCAGCUGGCGUGGAAUGCUGUAAAAACUCCUGGAAAAUUGGCCUAUCAUGUGAUUCGACCCAAGCAUGUGGAUUUAGCUGAGACAGGGGGGCUGUGGCGAAUGGACCAACAAGUUACCAUACGGGGAGAUAAGGAACUUGCCAGUGUGGCAACUGUCGAGCUGGAUGCUCGUCGAAAGUUGAUCAUUGUUCGACACCGACCAAUUGCCAGCGAGGACAAUAAGGCAUCAGCAAAGGAAAAUGACAAAGACAAACAAGGCGAAGACGAUAAAGAGGCAAAAGAAGUUGUCGUUCGACAACCCUAUACAUUCAAAAAGUCUCGACUGGGUUCCUACAAGACUUCCUUCGUGGCGCCAGCCUUUUUGGUCGGUGACAAACCACGCAUGUAUGGGUACAAGGGAAACUGGCAACGCAAAAUGGCCGAUAAAAAGGUCAUCAAAUUGGUAGGAAAGAUCUAUGAGGUGCGACGACAACGGUUUGGAAAAGAUCGCGGAAGUUACCAAUUUGCUGGAAAGCCUGUCGGAACCUUUGUCGCUCGCAGACGAGUGCAAUUGAUAGAAGAGGACGAAUAUGAUGACGAUGACGAUGACUAUUUCGUAGAUUUUGAUGAUGAAGCAGAGGAUGAUUACGACGAAGAAGAUUACGACGAAGAGAUGUACGACUAA